Messenger RNA from Monoraphidium neglectum, 3846 nucleotides. RefSeq lists its product as hypothetical. The record is from RefSeq and is a predicted model, not a curated record. The transcript has 8 exons. Bases 1 to 3846 code for a protein of 1281 amino acids. NCBI's taxonomy places the organism in Eukaryota, Viridiplantae, Chlorophyta, Chlorophyceae, Sphaeropleales, Selenastraceae.
AUGCCACAACAGGCGAAGAAACGUCUGCUAGUCCUCAAGCCCGAGCGGGUGCUCGGGCGCGAGGUCACACUCAGCCUGCCGGAUUCCCUGAGGGGCCUGCGGCUGCCGGCGCUCUUCACCAUCUCAGUGCCGGAGCCACCCCCACAGCUGGCCGCGGCCCUGCACAGCAGCGCCCCAACCUCCAUCCUUGCGGCCGCCCUGUCCGCGCUGUUGGCCGUGUACGCCGCAUGCCACCUGAUCGCGGCGCUGGCGCGUGCCAUUCCUGGCCGGCGCGGGGGCGCCGACCUCGGCCGCUUGCGCGCGGAGGCAGGCGCGCUGGACGAGCGCCGCGCCCUGGCGGCGGCUCUGCAGGAGGCUGAGGCUGACGUGCAGCGCACCCUCCAGGCCGCGGCCGCGCUGGACGGGGAGCUGUGCGCGGUGCAGCAGGUGGCGGCGCAGCGCGAGGCCCAGCUGGCCGAGGUGACGCGCCUGGCGCGGCGCCAGUCUGAGGGCGCCAACGCCGCCCUGGCCGACAGCCAGCGGCAGGUGGAGCGGCUGGAGGGCCUGGCCGUGGCGCUGAGGGAGAGCCUGGCGCCAGGCGCGGGCGGCGGCGGAGGGGUGGCGGACUUGAGCGAGGCGGCGCGGCACGAGCUGGCGCGGCGCUUCCAGGAGCUGAGGCGGCAGUUGGAGAGCGCGCAGUGGCACGUCCACACGGCUGAGUCGCGCGCGCACAACCUGGAGCGUCAGUUGUGUGCUCUGGUGGACAGCAACAGGCAGCUCGCCUGCUCCAUGCGCAACAUGCAGGCCGCAGCGGCACAGCAGGCGGUGAUCGCGCAGAAGGCAGCAGUCGCUGCCCAAAAGCAGCUGGCGUCCCUGGUCGCCCGCCCAUAUGGCGUGGAGCGGACUCGGCCGGUUUUGGCAGACAUCAGGCAACAGCUGGCGGCAGCGCGAAAGGGCGCCGCUGCCGCUCUUGAGGAGGCCGCUGACAUGAGGGCGGGCCUGCAGCUGGCGCUGGCCGCGUUUGAACGCCAGCAGGCACAGCAGCGGGCGGAGCAGCAGACGCAGCAGCGACAUGCCGGAGCUCAGGAGGCAGCGGAGCGUCAGCGUAGCCAGGUGCGGGUGCAGCCGCAGACGCAGCGGCCGCCGACGCCGCCAACGCCACCGCCGUUGGUUCUGCCCCGGAGCCAGAAGGUGGGCGCGCCAGCAUCGGCAGCCCUCCCACAGCGGCAGCAGCAGCACAAGGAGAAGCAACUGAAGCAGCAAAGUCAGCAGGACAAGGAUAAGCAGUCGCUGCUGCCUCAUCAGCUGCGGCAGCAGCAGCAGCAGCAGCAGGAGAGGGAGCAGCUGCAGCAGCAACAAAAGCAGCAGGAGCAGCGGGAGCAGCAGGAUCAGCAGCACAAUGUGAAGCAAAUUCUGCUGCAGAAGCAACAACAGCAGCAGGAUAGGGAGCAGCUGCAGCAGCAACAAAAGCAGCAGGAGCAGCGGGAGCAGCAGGAGCAGCAGCACAACGCGAAGCAAAUUCUGCUGCAGAAGCAACAACAGCAGCAGGAGAGGGACCAGCUGCAGCAGCAACAAAAGCAGCAGGAGCAGCGGGAGCAGCAGGAGCAGCAGCACAACGCGAAGCAAAUUCUGCUGCAGAAGCAACAACAGCAGCAGGAGAGGGACCAGCUGCAACAGCAACAAAAGCAGCAGGAGCAGCGGGAGCAGCAGGAGCAGCAGCACAACGCAAAGCAAAUUCUGCUGCAGAAGCAACAACAGCAGCAGGAGAGGGAGCAGCUGCAGCAGCAACAAAAGCAGCAGGAGCGGCGGCAGCAGCAGGAGCAGCAGCAGCACAAUACAAAGCAGAUUCUGCUGCAGAAGCAACAACAGCAGCGGGAGGCCAAACAGCAGCAGCAGCAGCAGCGGCAGCAGCAGCAGCAGCAGCAGCAGCAGCAGCAGCAGCAGCGACAGCGAGAUCAGCAAGAUCAGCAGCACAAUGAAAACCAGGUUCUACAGCAAAAGCAACAGCAGCAGGAGGAGAAGAAGCAGCUGCAGCAGCAGCAGGAGCAGCAGAAGCAGCAGGAGCAGCGGCAGCAGGUGCAGCAGCAGCAGCAACAGCAGCAGCAGCAACAGCCUCAGCAGCAGCAGGUGAUUCCUGCUGACAAUGCAACUGUAGUGGCUCGGCCACUGUUGCAAGGCACCAAGGACCGUGCAGAGCAGCGGGGCCAGGAGCAGCAGCGUGAGCAGGCGGCGGCCCCACUCGCAGGGGCCCAAGGGCCAGGCACGACUGCGACCCGUGCACCCCAGGCUCUUGAGGUACCCGCACCGCAAGUCGUCAGCACAGCAGCAACGGCGGCAGAGUCGCCCACCAGUGGCACUGUUACACCUGCUGCGUCUGGCGAGGCUGCCGUGGACCAUGCGGCAGGAGCAGAUCGCGACGCGGCCAAGGCUCGCGCGAGGAUGGAGAGCAUGCGGCAGCAGUUGGCAACGCAGAGGGAAGCCAUGGAGAAGCUGAUGCGAGAGAAGGCGGUGGCCUUGGCGCGCCAGCGCGCGGACCAGCUGCGCGCCGACCAGGAGGCCGCUGACGAGCGCAACGCCAGAGUGGCAGAGCCCGCCACGCAGCAGCAGCCCGGUAGCCGCGUGUCCAACGGCCUGGUACCGCCCCGGAGGCCAUCCAGCGAGGUGGCGAUAGCGUUUGUGGGGCAGGCGCCUGCUGACAUGGCGACGCCGACAGCCGCUGCGGAGCCGGAGAGCUCCACCAAAGAACCUGAGGCAAGCGAUGAGGAUGAUUGUGGCAUUGGCAGCAGCGGCAGCAAUGGCACCGGUAGUGUGGGCAGCAGCGGGAGUGGGGGAGGCGGCGGCGGCGGCGGCGCCCUGACGCAAGGCGGCGGCGCUGCUGCGGCCUCCUCGCAGAAGGCGGGGGCCCGCGGCCUGUUUGGCGUGCCAGCAUCAACAAAUGAUGCAGGCAACGGCGGCGGCUUCGACGGCCCGCUGCCAUGGCUGAGCGCCGCGGUGAAUGCAGUGGCGACGGUGCAGGCCGUCCUGGAGCCGCUGGCGCAGAGCGCGCGCUCCGCCACGAUUGCUGUGGGAUCACGGGGUGAGGACGCGUGGUUUGUCAGCAGCGCCGGCUGCGGGGCGCUGGGCGUGGCGGACGGCGUUGGCGGCUGGGCGGCUGAGGGCGUGGACUCUGCGGCCUACGCCCUGAAGCUCAUGGAGCGCUGCGCCCACGCCCUGGACGGGCCCAACCCCUGCCACAGCGCGCUGGCCGCGCUCGAGUACGCACAGGUGAUGGCGACCACCAAGCUCCCCGGCAGCAGCACCGCGUGCGUGGCCCAGCUGCGGCGCUGCGGCACCCUGGAGGUCGUCAACUUGGGCGACAGUGGGCUGCGGCUGGUGCGCGCUGGGCGCGUGGAGUGGUCCACCUCUGUGCAGGAGCACGUCUGGAACUGCCCCUAUCAGCUGUCGCACCCGCGCAUCGUCCCCCAGACGGACACAGUCGAAGAUGCCGCGGUGGCGCGGGUGGAUGUGAUGCCUGGUGACAUCAUCGUGCUGGGCACUGACGGCCUGUUUGACAACAUGUGGGAGCACGAGCUGCUGGAGGUGGUGGAGCAGGCGCAGGGGGCCGCCAGCGUGGACGCGCGGCUGGGUCGCGGCGAGGGCGAGGCCGGCAGGGCGGCAGCGGUGCUGGCGCGGCGUUUGGCCGCCGCAGCUGCGCGCAACGCUGCGGAUCCCUGGUACCGGGGGCCUUGGGCUGAGGAGCUGCAGGUGCACGGCAAGACUUCUGGCCUGCAGAUGCUGUUUGGGGCGCGUGGCGGGAAGACUGACGAUAUCACAGCCGUCGUGGCUAUUGUGGCCGGGCCGCCUGACCUUCCAAGGGGCUCGCGCUGA